Doryrhamphus excisus (bluestripe pipefish) is the source of this 5836-nucleotide messenger RNA. The record is from RefSeq and is a predicted model, not a curated record. NCBI's taxonomy places the organism in Eukaryota, Metazoa, Chordata, Actinopteri, Syngnathiformes, Syngnathidae.
GUAGAUUAAUGCUCCGGCAGUGUUCUGGUCAUUGUGGGCGCUGCGACUACAACCUCAAAACAACAGCUUCUUUCAUUGGUCGUUUUUUACCUAGAUUUCCUGUGAUUGGUGUACGUGCACCAAAACACGGAAAUCAGUCAUCGCGCUUCAAGGUAUGAUGGCAGCCUCCGUCAACAAUGCGUGUGCACCCUCAGCCGAUUGUAAACAGUUAAUUACUACGAGUUUUCAGAAGAAAACACGCAACAGGUUAUUAAGCAUACCCGGUACAAGACCAUCGGUGCAAAAUGGACAGCUCCUAAUAUCCACCGGUGUCACGUCGCUCGACUAUUUGUUCGGUGGUGGUCUUGCAGUUGGAACGGUGCUUCUUAUAGAGGAGGACCGUUACGAUAGCUACUCCCGUAUGAUCCUAAAAUAUUUCCUGGCAGAAGGGGUGGUUUGUCGUCAUGAACUCUUCUUAGCAGCGGCUCAAGACCACCCGAAUGACAUCUUCCAGGAACUUCCUGAUCCUAUCUUGGAUGACGUUGCCAUGCAUAAACCAGGAGACCAACAAGGUCUGUUACAUGACCCGAAGGAUAGUUCAGAUGCAAUGAAGAUCGCCUGGCGUUAUCAGAACCUUCCAAAAGUUCAGAGUGCCCUUGCAUCCUCGUCUCGGUUCGGCCACUACUAUGACGUUUCAAAGACAAUGGAGCCAGAAAUCCGCCAGGCAGCCAAGUGCCACCACUUCUACCUUGCAGAACAUCCCAGCCAGUCAACAGCCACACACAGUCUCAUGCUUGAGUCCUACUCUGCCUUGCUGAAGUCCAUUGAGGAGGUCAUACGCAGGGAGGGCUACCAAGUAACAGCACCCAUGACAAAGUCACGCAACAUCCUACGUAUUGGCCUUCACUCACUUGGUUCGGCUCUGUGGGGUGAUGACCUAUGUUGCCGUGACAACCCGAAACACAGCCACGCCCUCACUACCUUCCUCUAUGGACUGCGGGCUUUGUUGAGGUCAUCGCUGGCAGUUGCAGUAGUGACUGUGCCUUCACAUCUCAUUCAGAACAGAUCUCUAAUGGCCAGCAUAACCAGGCUAUGUGACAAUGCCAUAGCCCUAGAAUCAUUCAAAGGCUCUGAGAGGGAGACCAGCCCACUCUACAAAGAUUACCAUGGCCUGUUACACGUCCGGCAGCUGCCUCACCUCAACUGUCUUGCAAGUCAACUGCCAGACCACAAGGACUUGGCCUUUAAGCUCAAGAGGAAGCAGUUCACCAUUGAGAAUAUGAACAAACUAAUCCAACUAUACUCUCUACGGAAGCAUCGAGACUGCAACCUGUCUAGUCAUUCUUCUCCCUUGCUAAAUAUUUUCAUUAGUGUGACCAUUCUGAGACUUAUGAGUAUUAGUGGAUACAUUACUUGACACUAGAUUGUGUGCCCUUUCCAUUUCUACAUUUAUUUUGAUUUAUUGUUUCUCAUCCUAUUAUCCUCUUUCUCUUCCUGUCAGCGAUUCAUCCAUUUUGCUACUGUCACAUCAUCACUCUCCGUGAGAGUAAUCAAUCUGUCACUGAACUACCACUCUGGAGGCAAAUUAAGGGGCUCCCUCUUAGCUCAGGCCCAUGAUUGGUCCUCAUUACAUUAUCAUUACCUUAUCACACUCUUUCGUCCCAGGCUCUUAGUGUGUCCUAUUGUUUCAGGCAAGAGGUAAGGAGGAGGUGAGGAAUGGCCACCCCCCAAACCUCCCCCAUAUCCUUACAGUAAACAGUUUACCAUUUUCUGCCAGGGUUUUACUAUCAAUUCUUUUCUUUUUCCUGUCCACAUUGACCCUCUACCCCCCAUGAGAACUGCUCCAUUUUAGAUUUAUCAGGUCUGUAAAAGUCAAGUUUUUUAUUAUCCUGAAUGUUCUUUCAAUUAGGCAUCUUUAAUAGCCUAAGGGGGCAAAGCUUAGAGCAACUGAUGGUGCAGGGGCUAAACCUGGCCCUUCAAAGACAUCUGACAAGCCCACAUGCUCAGUUUUAAAUGUGGCAGAGACAUUUUUCUUUCAGAUUCCAGAAAAGAGCUCAAAAUUCAUCACAGUUAACUGGUUCCAGACCUGACCAUGAUCAAAGUAGGAUUCUUUAUUUAUAAAUGGAGUAUUUUUGUAAUUGGAGCAUAGAAAACCAGUUUAUGCCCUUUGAAAUAUUUUUAACAUUAUUAGAGACUUCAAGACAUGACAUAACACCCCUACAGUCACCAUGACACCCGUAUUACCCAAUAUAGCAGAGAAUCAAGAGAAAAUAAGCCAAUUAAGAAAUAAUUUUCAUCUCUGUGUGGAGUUUGCAUGUUCUCCCCACGCAUGUGUGGGUUUUCUCCAGGUCCUCCAGGUUCCUCCCACAUUCCAAAAACAUGCAUUUUAGGUUAAUUGGCGACUUCCAAUUAGCCAAUUCCAAUUGGCGAUUCUGUACCGAGUUGAAGGCGGAGCUGAAAUGCAGGUGCUUACUACUUCAUGCUUGAUUAUUGUGUGAGUGCUGAAAGCACAUAUAUGUUAUAUGUCAGCCAUUUUUGUCUAUUUAUUCAUCAUUCAUACUUCUUAUUCCACCAAUUUUUUUGUCCGCUGACUACUCCUCCAUUUCUUACAAAUUCAAAUCCAACAUCAAAAUGUUCAUCUCACUGAGGACAAGUUUUUUACUUAUUCGGGCUUUUCAAAAUAUUCCCACAUUUUGUGUAAUUUCAUAUUUUCUGUGAAUAUGUUCCCAUUAAAAAUGAAUGCCCAAUUUAAAUGGCACCCUCUGCUCACUUAAAAUGUUUCAUCACUUGAUCGCUUUGUGACAGAAAUUACUGUCCUUUUAUUACUGCCACCUAUUAACUAUUUAGGAGCAAUGGUUGAACAGAGAAGACAGUAAACUCUGACUUUUUUUUUUUUUACAUAAUAACUUUGAUUUUGGAUUGUAAAGGCACACUGCUAUGUUCUUAACAAUGACAGAAUGUUGUCCACAGUGCACACCACCCAUGACCUAAACGUUUUUGGAGCAUUUUUCAAGUGAGAACAUUUCACAAACCUGAAGUGGUUCUGAUUAAUAAGAUGAGGAGAUAAGUAAUGUCAAUCACAGUGUGAGGGAACUUCCCAGAAAGCACCGGAUCAACAGUCACGCAUCAGAUCAAUCAAGACACAUAUUUUUCAUUGCAAUAACACGUUGUCUUUUCCUGUAGUGUAACUGAAUAAUAUAAUUUAAUAGGACUAUAUUGAAACAUCACUCGUGUUAAAAUAAAAAUAGUUUCAAGACUCUGUGAUUCAACAAUUGUGACUUUCAUGACAAGACUUACUUCAGGUUUCUGAAGGGGGUUAUGCUUGUAUGGUUGUAACAACACCUGUUACAUUGGAUUCUUGCUGUGUGGAUGAAAAAGAUUUUAAUAACAUUACCAUCGGUACAUGAAAUGAAUUAUUUCAAAAAUACAAGGAAACAAAAAGUCCUGUUCUUACUGCAUACUAUAUUUGACCUGUUGGUCUACCGCCUCGGUGGGCUGCUGAUUGACACAUGGAUUGCAAUAGGAUUCUUAGCCUAGUGUCUGACAUGUGACAGCCCACACCAUCCCUGCUAAUCACCUCAUUUACUCAAGCUGCAGGACUUCUGUGCCCAGGGCCACAUGAUGCAGCAUUGCUUGGUAGUUCUCGAAAACAUGCAUCCUUCUUUUGGUUUUUAAUCUAUUCUUGAAGUAGUGGUCGAGAAUGACAGCUGAUUGACUAGUUUCUCACCAGUCCAGCCAGGCAGCUACCCGUCACCCCAGCAGCUCAUGGAGUUACGCUAAUUUCCUAAAUGAGGUUUGACGCACACUUCCAUCACCUAGCACUUAAAGAACGCGGAAAAGAAUUGUGUUUGACAGCACAGUUCUAACAAAAAAGCCAUCCGCCGGUAUUAAAUCAUACAAAUUAAUUCACUUUUGUUUACCCAUUCACACAGAUACAGAUUUGAGUGCUUCCUCUGACAAACACAAGCUCACAAGGUUCUGUUGGUUGUGUGAUAAGGUUGCCAUGGUAGCUGCUGAUGUGUCAGAGAGUUCAAACUCCGGUUGAUGAGCAAUUAUUAGCCAUGAUGCCUGAAGCCAGAAUUAACCCAUGGCCUUGUCUGAGCAGGUAGAUGAGUGCUAGGUGUUUAAACAAGAUUAACACAUUCUCAUACACACAUAUGCAGACAGUCCUGCCCUCCUCCCCCCCAUAGUUAUUGACAUUCAUGCAGUGGCACAGUCACAUACUGAUUGAGAAAUGAACUGGCAAAAACUGACAUGACGCGUGACUGACACUUUCUUGUUUAUGUCAGAGUUGUAUGUAUGUCGUCAUCAGUUUCACAACACAAUAUGCUUUAAGGAUGAAGCUCUUCUGUGGUAUGCGGCUACAUUCACUCUUACCUUUAUUUGAACCUUUAAACUGACAGGCAAUGUGCCUGUUGGGUACUGGGGUGCCAGAGGCAGGUUGCGGGGUCAAAUACAGUGUAAGAUGGGGAUUUGUGUCAAAUUAGUCUUCUGUUAGAGAGUAUUUUUGAGGUGUCUGUUUCACUGACAAGCUCAAUCACUUGUGGUCUGAACACUUGUAUUGGGCUUUGAGGUUUUUGUUGAUGGGAUUUGGAUUGUUUUUCUUUUGGUAAAGUUCAAGUGCCGGAUUUAUUUCUUGGGUAUUACUCUAAUUUCAUCUUGAUUAUAUGUAAAUAAUGGCAAAAUGCCAGAGAGUAGGGAAAAAACCUCUUUUGUAUCUGUUGCUUCAAACAAAUGCUUAUAGUGGGAUUUGACAAUGCACUGAUUUUCACAGUUCAUACAGUUCAAACCCCACAACAUGUCUGCUUAAACAUUAAACAUAAUGAACAUUUAGUGAUGGCUAGAUUUGCUAUAUAUUUCUGGUGAUAAAGCUGCUUAAUAACAAACAUUUUGUGGUAUGUUUUUUUAAGAAACACUGCACUGUAAAACAGUUUUUUGUUACUCAUAAAAGAAGACAUACACAAUUAUCAUUGGACAAUAACAAUGUCACAGGUUGCUUGUUUAGAUUUUCAAGAUGGGUGGAGCCGAAGAUAUUAUUACUGGGGAAAAUUGUAAAAAGUAAGUCCAUUUCGAGUCCAAAGGAGGCAUAUAGAGUAGGUUAAUGUUUCUUGGCAUGUCCUCAAAAUGUCUUUAAGACAGUGCCUGUGUGCCGCCCCCCCCCCUUUCCCGGUUGAAGCCUGUGGGUGCCGAGGGAAGGGUGUUAAUGGACCUAUGUGAGGAACAGAGCGAAAGCUUGGAGAAGAGGGGAGGCAGGGCGGAGGCAUUAGUGGUGAGGAGCAGUUAAGUGAUUCUCAGGUCAGGUCUAAUUAACAUGAGGGCUUUUCCUUAGAGGCACCAAACCGUGUUAUUGAGAGAAAAAUAAAAAAAGACAGAAUUAUGGAGUGCAGGAAAAGUUAGAUCGAGACUAGGCUUAUUUUUGUAUCUGUAGUUGAUAUUCACUGGCUGGCAAAAUAUCUGCACCACACAUCACUAAAAUGUCAGAACACACUCUUGCAUUGACCAGGACUCCCCCAAAAGAUCGCAAUAACUGAUCUUUGACGGGGAGUAACUAAGUUGAGGUAAUAGAUGUACUAGGUGUUUUAAAACUACUAGCAGGAAACAAAUUGGUUCUGCAUAAAUCAACCAGCAUGUCCUACCUCCUCCCUCACAAUCAGAUGGGAAUGGACCUUUAAAAUAAUAUUCCCUGUGAAUAAUUUAUACCUCCUGUCUUGGCAGCAUACCCACCUUUGUCGCAUUUUGGAAUGAGGUGCGCUUAUGGUUUGUGCAUGUAUGAGAAGGAGAGAGAGCAAGCGAGCGUCGUGCAGACCAGCCAGUAGCACGCGAUCGGACGCCUCGGCCGAAAAAAUAUUCACAACAU